Messenger RNA from Lasiosphaeria miniovina, 906 nucleotides. RefSeq lists its product as uncharacterized. The transcript is spliced from 2 exons. Gene Ontology annotation, biological process: mycotoxin biosynthetic process. Lineage: Eukaryota; Fungi; Ascomycota; Sordariomycetes; Sordariales; Lasiosphaeriaceae. The coding region runs from base 1 to 906 and encodes 301 amino acids. The record is from RefSeq and is a predicted model, not a curated record.
AUGUUCAAAAAACUGGUCAAACCUCCAGCCAAGACCGAGCCCGACUUUCGCACCGUCGCUCUGCCUGAAGACAGCGAGACUCUUCUCUCCCCCUACUCGGACCACGAGAAUGGCCUCCCGAAACCCGCCUCACCGCCCAAGCGGCGAAGAAACCUUCUCCCGCUCGCAGUGAUUCUGCCGGCCGUCUUGUGCUUCCUGUUCGGCGUGUGGCUCGGCAACAGCAGCUACCUGCUCGACGCCGACAAGUUCUGCACGCGGCAGGUCCGCCUCUACUGGUCUCCCGUGCUCGACGCCAUCUCGCCCAACUACAGCCCUGUCAAGUUCAACGGCUCCUUCCUGAACGAGAACAUCUACCGGCAGCCGGCGUCCCCGGCCGUCGACGCGGCGUGGGAGGCGCUGGGCAUCAACUACCGGUCAAUGGGAAUCCCAGCCGGCUCGGCAGCCAGCGCGGGGCUGUCGACGUCGCAGCACGUGCAGAUCUCGGGCGAGCACAUGGCGAGCGGCGGGUUCGUGGCGGACCUCGAGGGUUUGCACCACCUGCACUGCCUGGACCUGCUGCGCCAGGGCUUGGGGUGGAACAUUGAGUACUAUAAGGCGCGGGGGACGGGGCCGUGGCGCGACGGCGACGACUUUGCGCGUAAGCACGUUACGCACUGCCUCGACAUCCUGCGGCAGCAACUCAUGUGCGCGCCCGACCUGAGCGUGCUGGGAUCCGUGUGGGUCAUCAAGGACGAGCCGGGCGCCAAGGCGAAGCCGUUUGUCGACUUCAACACGCGGCACAAGUGUGUCGAUUUCGAGGCCGUCAGGGCGUGGGCUGAGGCCGCACAGCUGAACGGGGGCGACAUGAAGGCCGACGGGUUUUUUGUGCAGCCCGGGGAGGGCGAGGCGCAUGUCGGCUUGCCGUAG